Megachile rotundata (alfalfa leafcutting bee) is the source of this 2143-nucleotide messenger RNA. Its product is annotated as bifunctional 3'-phosphoadenosine 5'-phosphosulfate synthase. Gene Ontology annotation, biological process: 3'-phosphoadenosine 5'-phosphosulfate biosynthetic process; sulfate assimilation. The record is from RefSeq and is a predicted model, not a curated record. Gene Ontology annotation, molecular function: ATP binding; adenylylsulfate kinase activity; sulfate adenylyltransferase (ATP) activity. Lineage: Eukaryota; Metazoa; Arthropoda; Insecta; Hymenoptera; Megachilidae.
UUUCAUUACUACUCGUUUUUUCUUUCAUUCAGGGUCACAUGUAGAACAAGAAGAGGGAAAGUAUACAAUUUCUCCCCUCCUGUGAAUAAUAGACGCCUUCUUGACACCUCUCGAUGAUAUAUGAAAGAGCACAUGUCACCUGCUACUCAUUACACCCACGUCACUCACUAAUGUCCAUUCGUAAUUGUUCGUAUAAUAAUAUACUGUUUCGUGACGUAUCGUGUUUGAUAUCGAAUUCGAACGUUUUAACGGAGUAAUACGGUUCAUUCGGAAAAUGUACGGUAGAGGCGAAAUGAAAAGCUCUGGGCAAAUUAAUUGUAAUCGUUCGACGAACGUGACACAGCAGAUACAUCACGUAUCAAGAGAGAAACGAGGCGAGCACUAUGGAAAAUUUAAAGGAUUCCGUGGAUGUACCAUUUGGCUAACGGGACUCUCAGGAGCUGGGAAGACCUCGAUUUCGUUUCAACUAGAAAAUUAUCUAGUUUCGCAGGGAAUACCCGCCUACAGCCUCGACGGCGACAACAUCCGCGGAGGCCUAAACCGAAACCUAGGCUUCAGCAAGGAGGACCGGGAGGAAAACGUCCGCCGAGCGGCCGAAGUAGCAAAGUUAUUCGCGGACUGCGGUAUAAUCACCAUCUGCAGCUUCGUUUCGCCUUUCGAAGCCGACAGGAGACUAGCGAGAAAAAUCCACGAGGAGUUCAACCUGAGGUUCUUCGAGGUGUUCGUGAAAGCCUCGAUGGAGACGUGCGAAGCGAGGGACGUGAAGGGUCUCUACGAGAAGGCUAGGAAAGGUGUCAUCAAGAGCUUCACGGGUAUCGGGCAAGAUUACGAGACUCCCACGCACGCUGAUCUUGUUCUGAACACCGAGGAACAUAGUUUGGAAGGUUCGAAGAGGAUGCUGAUCGAUUUUCUGGUGAAGCAGGGAAUCGUUCCGGUGAUACCGGAAGAAGUGGAGGAACUGUUCGUUGAGGAGGGCAGGCUGGAGGAAGCGAAACGAGAAGCGGAGAGUCUCUUUAGCAUCGAGAUCAACGACGUCGAUCUGCAGUGGAUCCAAGUACUCGCCGAAGGCUGGGCAAGUCCGCUAAGAGGCUUUAUGAGAGAAGACCAAUACCUGCAAUGUCAACAUUUCAAGAUUAUCGGAAAGGACCAGACGGUUAUCAAUCAGUCGAUACCGAUCGUACUUCCGAUCGGCGCUGAUCAGAAAGAGGCGUGUUCAGAUUCUACGGCGGUGACCUUGAAGUACCAAGGACGAAGCAUCGCGAUUUUGAGGAAGCCCGAAUUCUUCGCGCACCGGAAGGAGGAAAGAUGUUGCAGAGAAUUCGGAACGAACGACCCCGGACACCCGUACGUAAAAAUGAUACACGACUCAGGUGACUGGCUGGUCGGAGGGGAAUUAGAAGUCCUAGAAAGAAUAAAAUGGAACGACGGUCUCGACAAAUUCAGACUCACGCCGAACGAGAUUCGAAGGAAGUGCAAGGACAUGGGUGCCGACGCUGUGUUCGCCUUUCAGCUGAGAAACCCGAUACACAAUGGCCACGCGCUUUUAAUGCAGGAUACGAGAAGAUACCUGGUGGAGGAACGCGGUUUCAAGAAACCUGUGCUGCUGUUACAUCCUUUGGGAGGGUGGACGAAAGAGGAUGAUGUGCCAUUGUUAGUUAGAAUAAAUCAACACCAAAGCGUGUUGGAAGAAGGCGUUUUGCAUGAGGACACUAUACUUGCCAUUUUUCCGAGUCCUAUGAUGUAUGCUGGACCCACUGAGGUGCAAUGGCACGCGAAAGGAAGGAUGAUGGCGGGAGCGAACUUCUUUAUCGUUGGACGAGACCCUGCCGGUCUACCGCAUCCUGACAAAUCCAAAACACCAGAUGGUAACUUGUAUGAUGGAACCCAUGGGUCCAGGGUUCUGUCCAUGGCUCCGGGACUUGAGGGUCUUGAGAUAAUUCCCUUCAGAGUAGCGGCGUACGAUAAUAAAGCGCGUAAGAUGGCGUUCUUCGAACCUGAACGAUCUCAAGACUUCAGCUUUAUUUCAGGAACUAAAAUGCGGGCCUUAGCAAAAUCAGGUGAAAAUCCACCAGAAGGUUUCAUGGCACCAAAAGCAUGGCGCAUCGUCGCAGACUAUUAUCAACAAAAGUUCGGCAGUAAAUAG